Molecule: messenger RNA, 903 nt
Organism: Plasmodium gonderi
Lineage: Eukaryota; Apicomplexa; Aconoidasida; Haemosporida; Plasmodiidae
Product: variable surface protein
Exons: 3
Coding region: 1-903 (300 amino acids)
Source: RefSeq, a predicted model, not a curated record
AUGGACGGACGUACAGGAACGAACAAUAAUUUCGAUUUUAGUAAGAUAUUCCCCACAUGUUUUUAUGAAUAUUAUAUACAAACAAGAAUUCCUAGAGGUGAUGAUAAGGCAAUUAAAAACAAGUGCCAACAUUUUAGAAGUAACGUUGGAGUUAGCGAAAAUAAACAAAAUUUUCUGUCAUAUUGCAAGGAUCUUUUUAAUUAUAUAGAUUAUGUAAUCAAAAAGUCAUUCAUAAUGGAUAUAAAAUCAAAUUGUAUAUAUUUAAAUUUUGAACUAAAUUAUGCUCAAAAGUAUUAUGGUUUUUCUAAAAAAAAUACUAAAGAUAAUUUCGAAUCAAUGAUUAAUGUUAAAGAAAAUACAAUAUAUAAGAGCAUGUAUGACACAUGUGCGGUUCAUAUUAAUGACCUUGAUGAUGACACAUUUUCAAAAAUUGACAAACUAUCUGAAUUAAAUAAAAUAUUUUAUAGUAAUAAUUUUACAUGUCUACGUUCUAGUGAUUGUUAUAAAAAAUACAAGGAACUUGUACAGAUGUCUGAAAAUUAUAAUAAUACGAGUUUUCAUAAAUUAUUAAAGCGUUUUAAGGAAGAAAAUAUGGAAUAUUUGAUAGAUUUAUUUCCAAUUUCUCAAAUAUGUGAAAUCACACCUUGUUCUUCUAGGACAAGUUCAGGUAUCAUUAUAAUAACAUUACUAAUAGUUUCGUUUACGACAUUAAUAAUUACAUGUUUCUUACAUAAGUAUACUAUUUAUCGUACCUUUUUACAACCAAUGAUAAGUAAGUUAAGAAGAAAAUUUAACAAAAAUAAUAAGGAUUAUAUAAGCUUAAUAGAUACAUAUGAAACAGAAUUCGAUAGAUUAAGUGAGAAUAAGCACCAGGUGUCUUAUACUUACUCAGAAUCCUAUUAA